This is a messenger RNA of Nothoprocta perdicaria, 3428 nucleotides long. RefSeq names its product zona pellucida sperm-binding protein 2-like. The transcript is spliced from 22 exons. Lineage: Eukaryota; Metazoa; Chordata; Aves; Tinamiformes; Tinamidae. The coding region runs from base 95 to 2797 and encodes 900 amino acids. The record is from RefSeq and is a predicted model, not a curated record.
UUGGGGUGUGUGUGGAAAACUGAUGGUUGGUAUUUUAGUUUGUGUAUCACGGUAACAGAAAAAACACUAUAGCUAAAGACCAGGUGAAAAGGCAAUGGAGCUGGUUCUAAUGCUGAGGUUGUUACUAAUAGGGACAGUAGUCCCUGGCGUUCAGACUGAAGAAAAGUCAGGAUCCAUGAGWUCAGAGUGCUUGGGGAAUUUCUUGCGCAUAACACUGAGUGCAGAAUACUUUGAGGACAAAUACUUGACUUUUUCUGCUAUUGAUGGAUUUGGCAGAGCCUGGGAGAUAGAUGAGGCCAUGGCAUCACAGUGCGGCUAUACAGUAACUUUCAACUAUUGGGGUAAUGUUGAAUUUCGAGCCUCUGCAUUAAGCUGCCAUUCUCAGUCAGAGAAAGAUGUGUUCACAGUAACUAUUCARAUCAAAGCUUCUCAUACUCCUGAUAUGAAAAAUGCUGCAACACACUUGAAAACUGCAACUUGUCACUAUGGUCCAUGGAGUCCAAGAGAGUUAGUAUGUGAAAAAAACUACAUGGAGGUUUCUGUCAGGAAGGAGGUUCCACAAAUACUACCAGAUUUCAUUCAGGAUGAACCUGAGGACUGGGCUCUUGCCUUCCCAGAGGCAAAGGCAGGAGAAUCCUCAAUAUGGCAAAUAGUGUUUCAUCAACCAGAAAAGAAAAAGGCCUUGCUGGUGACGGAUGCUUGGCAUGCUGGCUAUGGACUCAACACCACAGAUACCAGGAUACUGCUGCGAAUACCAUACAGUGCUGCACAGAUUCAGCUUGUCAAGGCUCAGGGAAUUACCUUUUCUGCAGUGAGGUCAAGUACAUUCUACAAACAGAGGUGGAUGAUCCUAAUGGUGGAUACUGCUGUGGCAUGUCCUGUAGAUGGUGUGGACUACAUGAACAAAACAAUCAUCUGGACUGUUCCGAAAUAUGUCCAACCCCUCUCUGCUGGAGCAACUGGCUUUAAGGAUGUACUUGUUGAAGCUGGUGUGGAUCUACAUAAACUUUCUGCUAAGGAGAUGAUAUCCAGGAAAUAUUCAUUAGAAAAUGACUUGGAUUCAAUUACAAUCAAGAUACCAGUAGGUGCAGAAGGUGGCUAUUACAAGACCUCUGUGAACAGUGGACAGCAUGGGACCAAAUACUGUAUCAGCCUGUUCUUAGAACAUCAGUGGGAAGAUAACAAAUGGGGACUAACCAAACAUACUAUCAUCAAGGAAAUAGAAACACCAUUUGAACAUGUGGAACUCACUAUGACCGACAACACAAAUCUGAGCGCCAGACUAGUGAAUGUGACAUUGGGAAUGUUCCUCCCUGAUGUGGAGCUUGUGAAUUUGACCUUUGAGGGGACAACUGUAACAGUACUUGAAGCUAUUUGGCAUGGAUAUCUGACACAGCAAAACAGAUAUGCUAAUGGCAGCCAAACUUACACAAUACAAGUCCCAUUUGAUGCAGCAAGCAUUAAGAAAGAGUAUACAAGGGAUGACAUUAGAACAUACACCCUGAAUGUCACACUUGACUUCAGAAUCCAUCCAACGAGUGAGACUUUCACCAUCCCAAUCAUAACAGUGUCUGCUGUUAAAGAUGCAGUAUUGCCUAGUGCAAGAGGAUUUUGUGAUGAGAAGAAUCUCUGUCUAACAAUUGCUCAUGGGAAUGUGGACCAAAACUGGCUGCUCUUCAUCUCCAACCAGCACCUGACAUCAGAGGCUGCACAAAAGCAUAGCUAUAGUCUGAGUGACAAUGGCACUCACUUGGCAAUUUGUGUCCCUUUCCUUUCUUCCCAUGUGGACUAUGAGGAUAUCCAUUCCUCUGGAAUAAUGGCUUCACUCCACUUAACCCUGAAGGAUGGUGUCACCCUGGCUAACAAGAGAGACUUCUCAAUUUCCUGCAGAUUUUCCCCUUCACAGCUAAUGCAGUGCCUGCCCAAUGGAACUGUGGUUAUUACUGCAGUGAAACUUGUAGGGAUUAAAGAUGUGGACAUGAGUCAGCUUGUCUUGAGAGACAGACAAUGCAAACCCAUUCUGGUGACAGAGAAGACUGCAACCUUCAAGUUCAAUGUAAACACUUGUGGAACAAGUAGAAAGUUCAACAGCACAACCAUGACAUAUGAAAAUGAUAUACUUUAUUUCAGACCUGGCAGUGAUACGCCAGUAUAUCAAUUAAAGUGCAUAUGCUGGUAUGCAAUCAAGCAGACUGCUGAUGUCCAAUACCAAUCUAAAAACAACCCAGCACCCAGUAUUAAGCCAGGAUUUGGUUCUCUUGCUCUCUCAUUUGAGCUUUUCAAAGAGAAGACCUUUUCUAACCCUUACAGGGAAUCAGAAUAUCCUGUGGUAAAAUACUUGAGGGAGGCACUGUAUUUUGAGGUUCAAUUACUUCAGCCUGAAGAUGUGAGACUAGAACUAAACUUAAAAGAUUGCUGGGCUACAAACUCUCAAAGUGGUGACAGCCAUCCCCAGUGGUCUAUCCUUAGAAAUGGAUGUGAAAACAAUGAAGAAUCUCACAGAACCAUAUUCCAUCAAGUUAAUUUUAGCCCCAGAGUAAGAUUUCCUCUGCACCUUAAGAGAUUCGAAGUGAGACUGUUCACUUUUUUUCAAAGUACAACUCUGCUACAAGAGCAGCUGUAUUUCCACUGCAGUGUGGUGAUCUGCAGCACUAUGCAGCAGUCCUCAGACUCCUUUUGUCCAAGGAAAUGCAGUGUUGCAAAACACAGACUUGAUCGCAGUGUAGAAUCCCACCUGUAUGGGCAAACAUCAUCUGGAGCAGUGCUAUUCAGAAAGGAAAAGUACUGGAUGAGGUGAAUACGUGGAUUUCUGACAAAGACUUAACCAGAGCAUUCAUUUUGAGAAACAGCAUUUAGGAAGUCUAAGCAAGUGCAGUCUACCCAGAGAAUGUUUACAAUAAAGGCAUCUCAAAUAUCUGAAGGGAAAUAUAUUCCAAAGAAUGUCAGCURUCCAAUAUGUAUGUAUGCCUUUAUUUAAUCAAUUUAUUGUGUUGCUCUGUGAUCCUGUAAAGUGUAGAAGUCUUAAUCUGUGACUUCUGAACUGGUUUGAUCACCUAAUGUGUCUCAAACUAUCAUGGUUAGUCACUUUGCAGGUGGAAAUAUCUUUUUUGGGGUAGAAGGAGGAAGGCAGUGGAAGGAGGGAAAUCUGUUGUAAAYCAUUGAUACCAGAUAAAUUUCAUGUCUUGUGCUUUCCCUCAGCUUCAAUAUGAGCCAAAUAUUCUAGGGAGCUUAACGUCAUUAAGAAAGCAAGACAGGGAUGAACAUACUUAAUUCUAUAGUAGAUACUGACAGGAAAACCUGUGAGCUGUGGCUCUUGCCAUAGUGUUACAGCUCUGGAAGAUAAAACUGUUCCUCCUGAGUGGGAGGGAAAUAGGUCAGUGACUUUUAGAUCACUACAUUGUCAACCUAAAGGAAAAGGUUUUUAGAGA